AUGAGUAAUAUCAAGAAGAAAAUAAAGAUACGACAGGGUCAUAGAGUUUAUCUUACGAAGAUUCUGGGCAAUGCCGAUGAUAUUGUUCAGAACUACGAUGGAAAUCAAGAAAAGAAACUAAAGCAAAUCAGGAUCACUCUAAAAGAACGAUUGGACACUUUAAAGACCCUUGACGAAGAGAUUCUAGAGCUUAUCGAAGCUGACGAGGAAAUAUCUACUGAGAUCGAAGAAGCAGGAAAAUAUCGCGAGAGUGUUCACGAAAUGAUUGUAAAUAUCGACAGCGUGCUCGAGGCCAAACCGAUGAAUGAAACUAUGUCUAUGAGUAUGAACGAUUCACAGCAACUAUCUACACCAGGACAUUAUCAAUCGACAAUAAAACAUGCGAAGUUGCCAAAACUUACUCUAAAACAAUUUGAUGGACAGCCAUGCGAAUGGCAAGCAUUUUGGGACAGUUUUAAGUGCGCAAUACAUGAGAAUCCGGGGUUAUCCGACGUGGAUAAAUUCAAUUACUUAAAAAGUUUACUGGAAAAGUCUGCAGCAGCCACGAUCGAGGGUUUAUCGUUGACAGAGAGUAACUAUGAAACUGCGAUUGAACUAUUACAGCAAAGAUUCGGAGACAAGCAAGUUGUCAUUAGUAGCCAUAUGGAUAGUUUAUUAAAACUCCCACAACUACGUUCAUCUACCGAUACUAAAGGUUUACGGCGUCUUUAUGAUCAAAUCGAAGCACACGUGAGAGGGCUAAAAUCGUUAGACGUGCCAGACACGGAAUACGGGGCGUUGUUAUUACCGAUUUUAAUCGGCAAAAUACCCGACGAAAUACGCAUUUUACUCGGUCGCAAAAUGACAGGCGAAUCAUGGAAUUUGAAUACGUUACUUGAGAAUUUUCGCGAGGAAUUGGAAAACCGGGAAAGAUGCGAAGGAAUUCAAGCUUUAUCUUUUAGAGACGGUCGAAAUUUCAACGAACAACGAGGAGGGAGAAAAUAUUCGAACACGCCAUUUACGGCAGCAGCGCUAAUGACGGGUAAGACAACUAUUAACUGUUCGUUUUGUCAAAAAGAACAUACGUCAGCCAGUUGUUUUGUUGUUACGGAUAUCGAAGCAAGAAAACAGAUCUUACGAAAGCAAGGACGAUGUUUUUUGUGUCUCAAACGAAAUCAUAUUGCUCGGGAUUGCGAAUCAAG
This is a messenger RNA of Paramuricea clavata, 1181 nucleotides long. The record is from the annotation of a GenBank genome assembly. Lineage: Eukaryota; Metazoa; Cnidaria; Anthozoa; Malacalcyonacea; Plexauridae.